Paramecium sonneborni is the source of this 1465-nucleotide messenger RNA. The record is from the annotation of a GenBank genome assembly. Lineage: Eukaryota; Ciliophora; Oligohymenophorea; Peniculida; Parameciidae.
UUGCAAUAUGAAACAGGCAAGAAUUACACGGCUUCAUCCUAUUUUAAGUCCUCCAAAAAAUGAAGAAGUAAAUUAAAUUUUAUUAAUAUCUAGGCACCUUUCUUUGAUCCAUGUCCAAAGUUUUAAAAAUAAUAUCAUCCUAAAUGUAGCUUGGAUCGUAUUAUUUCUUAUUUGUUUUUAAAACAAAAUGAUAUUAAUGGUAAGACAUUUAGUCAAAGACGUAUCUGUAAAUUAGAUGCAACUUAAACUUUUGAUGGUCCUGCUAAAUGUAGAGUUCUUAAAAUUCAUCCUCCAGAUGCUAAUAAAAUUAAUGGAUGGUAAAAUAUUGGUGGAGAAGUUUCCUAUGAUUAUAAUAAUGGAUGGAAAACUAGAUUAGCUGAUAUAUGUACAGAUAUUCAUGAAGAUAUUAACAUUAUGAGAAAGGUUCUCAUGGAUGAAGGAGAAUAAAAACAUAAUUACAAAGCCAGAAUAGAAUAUCUUAGAAGAUACAUUGAAGAAAUUAAUAAAAUGUAUCAUAUUGCCAAUCUUAAAGAAGAUCUUAAGAAAUUACGUGGCAUUUAUAGGAAAAGUAGAGAAGAAAUCAAAUCUUAUGUUAAAUUUAAAGGUACUAGAUUCUUUGAAAUCAUACCACAUUUAAAAUAGGUCUCUAAAACACCUACUAUAUUAGAUGAAUUUAAAGUCUUUAAACCUCUCUGUGAGGAAGAAUUUGUAGAAAAAUAAAAAUAUCUCGAUGAUUUAUUCAAACAUCUUAAUAAAAAGAAUCAGUAAAAGGAAAUCAAAGAAUAAUUAGAAUAACUUGAUUAAUUAGAUUAAAUACUCUAAUAAUCUGGAAUUAAAAUUGAUCCAAUUUAACCAGAUCCUUUUGCUUCUAAAGAUAUUACUGUUAACAAAGAAAUAGAAAAGAAAUUUGUUUUCGAAGAAUUUAUAGAAGAAUCCAAAUAAUAUGAAGAUGAAUAAGAAGUCGAAUAAUAAGAUGAAAUCAUUGAAGAAACUGAAAAUACCAAAAUUAAUAAUUAAAGACCUAAAAGAGCAUUUAGCUAAAUUAUUACAAGCAAAUAAUAAGAUAAAAAAAGUGCUGCUCAAGAAUUCAAUUCUUAGCAUUACUUAUUUGAAGUAAAAGAUGUGAAUUCAUUUGGUUAAUAAAUUCGAUUAAAUAGAUUAAAUAAGAUUAUGAAUGAAAUGUUUAAAGAUUAAAGAAACUUCUCUUAAGAUCUUUAAUAAUAUUCAUAUAAUCAUAUUAAACCUUAAACUGUCUCAAAUAUCUCAUGCGACAAUCUUUAAAGUCUCUAACAUGUAAUAUAUAUCUAAUUUUAAAUAGAAAUUUAUUGUAAGUAGAGAAAAAGAAUUAAAAAGGAUGAAUAAAUAAACUACUUAAACAAAGUAUGAAAUUGGCAAACGAAGUUCAGUUCAUGUUUCUGCAUUUUAUUCUACUGCAACUUCAAAAUAAUAACUAAAAUUUUAUUGA